Drosophila mauritiana is the source of this 324-nucleotide messenger RNA. RefSeq lists its product as uncharacterized. The transcript has a single exon. The record is from RefSeq and is a predicted model, not a curated record. The coding region runs from base 55 to 312 and encodes 85 amino acids. NCBI's taxonomy places the organism in Eukaryota, Metazoa, Arthropoda, Insecta, Diptera, Drosophilidae.
GUUACCAACUAGGAGUAUUCGUCAUUAAAUUAGUAAAAAAGUAAAUCAAGGAGAAUGUACAACGCAGGCUACGAGGUGGACGUGAUCGAUCCCUAUUAUCAGCCGCCCGUGGAGGUGGUGAAUGUGAUUGGACCCCCGCCCCCUGUGGAAGUGAUAAUGCCCUCGCCCGUUUACAACCAGCCGGUGGUUGUGGUGGAGCAACCCAGCUACAAUCAACCAGGACCCCCCCAAGGACCCAGUGACGCCGAGUGCUGCAUGCUGCUAGGAGCCUGUUGUGUCAUGGAGGAGUGUGGCCUGUGUGUCAUCAUGUAGAAUGUGCUGUUG